This is a messenger RNA of Oncorhynchus keta (chum salmon), 5863 nucleotides long. RefSeq names its product protein shisa-9-like. The record is from RefSeq and is a predicted model, not a curated record. The transcript has 5 exons. Gene Ontology annotation, cellular component: postsynaptic density; postsynaptic membrane; dendritic spine membrane. NCBI's taxonomy places the organism in Eukaryota, Metazoa, Chordata, Actinopteri, Salmoniformes, Salmonidae. Gene Ontology annotation, biological process: regulation of short-term neuronal synaptic plasticity; regulation of AMPA receptor activity. The coding region runs from base 801 to 2231 and encodes 476 amino acids.
CGGAGCUCAGAGCGAGUCGCAUUCAACAGCACACACACACUCUCACACACACCCACCCACUUGCACACACACACACACGCGCACACAGGCAGGAUUGUCAGCAAGCGCAGCGUGGUGCUCUUUGGGAUUGCAAGCACAAGUGGACUGGUCUGGUCUGGACCUCCAAGCCACCCUCAAACACUGAGCUAGGAGGAGGAACAGGGAAACACUACUUUAACGAGAGGAGAGGUCGCCUGUGGUGGACAAAGCUGCUACAAAACUACUUGGAGAAUGGAAAAAACAGGAAAAGGAAAAAUACAAACUCCUUUACCCUAUAGAGAAACAUGCUGAGUAAAGUUUGUGGUUAAUUGUUCAUGGAAUAUACCCUGGUAUAUUGAAACUGCUGCUUUCUCUAAAGGCAAUUUCAAAAGACAAAGGUAAGACAAACCUACUACGAUGGUUCAGAGGAUUUUAGUCCAGAGCAUCAGAUAUUUGAGCUAUUUUGCACUGUUCUGAGUAACCGGCAUGCUUGUACCAAAACAAAAAUGUAAAAUCAACAAACACUUUCUGUCUGUUCCCAUUAUUCAUAUAUCGCAUAUGUGAGUGAUUGAACUGUGGGUGAACCUUUCAAUUAUGGAACAUCAGUUAGUAUUCAUCUGUUUGGGAGACAGGAACCACAUACUUUAGAUUUUUGGACUUUAGAUUUUUCUUUGUUGUUUCUCCCCAAACGUGUUGGUCUGUCUCUGACUACAAGCCCUGCUCUGAUCUCUGGUCUGACCCACCAUAGAGAACUGUUCUAAAGCCUCAGCUUGGCACUGAGGAUGGGUUGUACCAUGGCAGCGUGCCCCCUGUCCUGCCUCCUCCUCAUCCUAUCCUUCAUCCUGACGGGGCCCAGCCUGGCCCAGGACCUCACCAGCUCCACCACCGCUGGCCCGGACACUGUCCAAACCCAGACCGACAAUCAGACAGCUCCGAUGACCCCCACCACGACGGAGCCCGUCACCACGCUAGUAACCACAGAGUUCAGCGGCAUGUCGACGCCCAGCGGCGACAUCGCGGAUGAUGAGGAUGCCAUCCCUACCAAAGGCACCCGUUGCCAAGGUUACUACGAUGUGAUGGGCCAGUGGGACCCACCUUUCAACUGCAAUAUGGGUGUUUUCUUGUACUGCUGUGGUACCUGCUUCUACCGCUUCUGCUGCCAGUUCAGAGGGCAGCGGCUCGACCAGAGCAUCUGCUCGAACUAUGACACACCCAUCUGGGCCAACACGGGCAAGCCCAUCACCACGGUGACCGAGGGCCAUGGGAACCAGGAGAGAGACCGCACCCAUAUGAUUGUCUACAUCAUCUGUGGAGUGGUGGCCAUCAUGGUGCUGGUGGGCAUCUUCACCAAGCUGGGCCUGGAGAAGAGCAGGGGAUCGGCAGGGGCACAGAACGACCUCAGCAACUCCAGGGAAUAUGACCUGCUCCAGAAAGUGAGAGGGAGAGAGAGAGAGCGAGGAGAAGAAAGGCACAAAGGAAAAGAGACAAAGAGAGGAAGGAGAUCACAAUAUGGCCAGAGGACCCUGACAGAGCUUCUGAAGCAGCCCAGAGGAGAGGUUAGCUCAGUGGACAGCACAAUCACCAACCCCCCAAUCGAAACCAACUACAUCUCAGCUAGGAUGCUACGCAGCCGCAGCGAGCACUACCACCUGAACAAUUCAGCGUUAUACCCAGGAAUGCCACACCCUCAUAGCAACCUCAGUGGACUGGGCCUCAACAAGUACAACUCCCUCAGGGCUGUGGCGGACACUGCCUCUAGGGGAUACUAUAAGAGCUACCCUUUGAUGGACUUCUCCCAGUACCAGGCAGCUCCAGCCUUCCAGCCCAUCUCCCUGCACCCCAAGGACAAGUCCUACCUUCACCAGGACCACCACCAGCUCCCCACCCACCACAACCUCCAUGCCCCCCUCUCCAUCUCCAUCCCCCAGAGCCACCCGGAGAGGUCCCGCCUGUCCAAGACCACCAGCCACCCCCUGUUCUCUAGCUCGGCCUUGAAAGCCUGGGACACCAGUGGACACUACGUCCAGAGGCAGGCCUCCCAGCCUGGGCACAUCUCAGCCCAUCAGCAUGCCUAUUCCACCAGGAGACUGCACAGCGUAGAGAAUUUCCCGGAGAUGUUCAACCACCCUGUGUCAUAUGGCCACCCAUCCUCCUACCACCACACCAGGCAUAAGAGCUACUCCACCAACAGCAAGACAGAGGUCACUGUCUGAGAAUGGAGCUCUGAGUUCCUCUGUACCUACAAUGAUACAGAAACAGAUACAAAAAUGUACAGGAUAGAGAGGAGUGUCUAAAAGUGUUUAAAAGAUACUGGAUGAAGGGGGGUUAAAAGAUAGGGCAACAAUGCAUCAGCAUCGCCACCCACCACCAUGACUCAAGUACAAUAACUGAACCACAAAGAUCCCCAAGACAUUGAUAAUGCAAGAGAAACACUGUCGCUCUCGGAACACCUCUGAGCCUCUAUGUCUACCACAACUCCUUGUUGCUCGGAACCUUUCUUUAACUCUACCACAUCUCUCCUUGCAUUCUUCUCUGAUCUUGUUCUUUCGCCUAUAUCCUCUAUUUCCCACUCCCACAGCUCCCCCCUCUCUCAGCCCUUAGAAGCGCUGUGUUCAGGCCUUUAGAGGGAUGAUGGCACCCCCGGGGCCACAUUAACUCGACAGGGACAAUGCCAUCCUCACGUCAGCUCCAAUCAGCCUCCGCCCCAGCGCAAGACAGAGAGAGAGAGAGGGCGAGAGACAGGUAGGGAGAUAGUGGGAAAUCACUCUAGGGAUCUUUAGAGGAAAGCCGGAUGACAGGAGUGGACAAAGUAUAUAUGUACAGAUUUUUCUUCCCUGGGGGUGAAAUGAAGGAGUCAUUGUGGAUCUGGAGACUGUAUAGCCUGGGUGCCAGUCUGUUUCUGCUCUCUUGCCAACUCCUUAUGGAAUUGUCAUGGCUUGACAAUGACAAUGGAGUAGGCAAUGGCACAAACAGAUCUGGGACCAGGCUAGAGACUGGGUCUUGGUGGAGUGUUUAUGAGUAAGUGAGGACACACUGGGCUGUCAGUGUAAGUGAAUUCGCUGCGGCAUCUCAGACCCCAGAGGAGGUCUUCCGUGUUUUCCCCUGAUGCACGGACAGUAAAGGGCACAGACAAGAGCUCUAGAGGAGUUGCUAAGGCUACCAGACUCUCUUUAAAUGGCAAUGUAUGUACCUUAUUAUACAAGUGGUGCAUCUAUUUGUUUACCAGGACUAUAAUUAACCACUGAGGUAGAAUAAAGAAACAAAACUAUUGUUGAAAAGUAGGAUACUUGUACAUGACUAAAUGACACAUAACAGGCAGGGGACUAGUGAUAGCAGCAUCUUUGGUCAGGUGCAGUAGUUCUAAAACCCAGACAAUGGUGCAGAAAUGUGUAAGGACCAAUGAAGUCUAAUCGACGCUACGGUCUCUCGGAAGGUAUUGGGUUGAGCACAAACUCACCCUAAAGAGGUACACACAUGUAGUCUUGUAGGACCAUCCUGCGAUCUAGCAAGAUCAGGAUGGCCAUACGAGUCUAACACACAUGGCCAAUGUACUAGCUGCACACUUCAGAUUAAACCACUUCCAGAAGUGCUAUUGCUAAUGAAGGCAAUGAAUACAACUAAACUCUUUACAUGAGUCAUGAUCAUGAUCAUGAUGCAUUACUACCCCUUACCUCGCACAUCCCUACCCUUCCUCAUUUUCGACAAGUAGUCUAACGUUUAAGAGUGUGUGCGCCAGUAACCGAAAGGUCACUGGUUCAAAUCCCCAAGCCGACUAGAUGAAAUAUAUGUCAAUGUGCCCUUGAGCAAGGCACUUAACCCUAAUUGUGCCUGUAAGUCACUCUGAAUAAAUGACUAACAUGUAAUCUUCACUCUAUUCCUACUCAUCUUCUCUAUUCCUCCUCAUCUUCUCUUCUCUAUUCCUCCUCAUCUUCUCUCUAUUCCUCCUCUACCAUUUUCUAAUCAGCUCCUCUCCAGUUGUAACCGUAGCCUUCUUUCAUCUCUUCCUUCUCUCGGCUCUCUCAUCAAGUCUCUAUUCACCCCAUCUUUUGGAGAGCUAUUUUCUUUCUCAUUCCCUCCCAAUCACUCGCUCAUGUUCCAUCUGUUCUCUGGCUCUAGGCGCUGUAACUGAUAGUCCUUUGGCCCCCUGCUCUGUUUCCCAGUCCCAUCACCCCAUGUCCCACAGCCCCAGAAUGCAGGUUUGCUUGCGUGUGUAUGUAUGUGUUUCAGGGCAGUGGGCUGAGACAAGGGCAUGUGUACUCUCACAUGAACAUGAUUGAAACUACCAGACACUGUUUAAAUGACUCCCGCGCCAAUAGCAGCUUUUAAAACAAAUGUUUUAACGACAAGAACAGAAAACAGACCCAUUUUCAGCUAAGUUUUCCACUGAAUGCUUCCUGUCCUCACCUGAAAACCGAACAUAGCCUAUGCAAUGCCAAACCUGUAACACUGUAUCAACAUCAACACGCUAGCAUUACACCCUCACAACAAAUUGUAAGAUACCACCACCACAAUGACUACCGCAACUGGUCAUAACCAUGUCAUAACAGCUGACAUAACUUGCCAUAACAUGUCAUAAUGGUCAUAACACUGUCAUGACCCAUAUAUUUUCACCUGUUGUGAUAUAUAUUGUGUUUUUUAUGGCUGGUUAUGACACCUACAUACGAAACCCACAUUUUUUUCAAUUUCUUAAAAUGCAUUUUAAAAUCCUUUGUUGUUGUAAUGUAUUCAUUAAAGUCAUGUAUUUUUUUAAUAUUUUAAAUAACUUGUAGAAAAUACACUUUGUGUCAUGAAGCAUUCUGGCCACCCUGUGUCACUUUACUUGGACUAAGAAAAUACAAAGAGUGAAGACAAAGGGUGGCUACUUUGAAGAAUCUCAAAUAUAAAACAAAUUUUGAUUUGUUUAACACUUUUUUGGUUACUACAUGAUUCCAUAUGUGUUAUUUCUUAGUUUUGAUGCCUUCACUAUUAUUCUAGAAUGUAGAAAAUAGUAAAAAUAAAGAAAAACCCUGGAAUGAGUAGGUGUGUCCAAACUUUUGACUGGUACUGUAUAUAUACAGUUGAAUUCGGAAGUUUACAUACACUUAGGUUGGAGUCAUUUUUCAACCACUCCACAAAUUUCUUGUGAACAAACUAUAGUUUUGGCAAGUCGGUUAGUACAUCUACUUUGUGCAUGACACAAGUAACUUUUCCAGCAAUUGUUUACAGACAGAUUAUUUCACUUAUAAUUCACUGUAUCACAAUUCCAGUGGGUCAGAAGUUUACAUACACUAAGUUGACUGUGCCUUCAAACAGCUUGGAAAAUUCCAGAAAAUUAUGUUAUGGCUUUAGAAGCCUCUGAUAGGCUAAUUGGAGGUGUACCUGUGGAUGUAUUUCAAGGGCUACCUUCACACUCAGUGCCUCUUUGCUUGACAUCAUGGGAAAAUCAAAAGAAAUCAGCCAAGACCUCAGAAAAUAAAUUGUAGACCUCCACAAGUCUGGUUCAUCCUUGGGAGCAAUUUCCAAAUGCCUGAAGGUACCACGUUCGUCUGUACAAACAAUAGAAUGCAAGUAUAAACACCAUGGGACCACGCAGCUGUCAUACUGCUCAGGAAGGAGACACGUUCUGUCUCCUAGAGAUGAACAUACUUUGGUGCGAAAAGUGCAAAUCAAUCCCAGAACAACAGCAAAGGAACUUGAAGAUGCUGGAGGAAUGCUGGAGGGAAAAAGUAAAAUAAAAUACAUCAUAUAUCGACAUAACCUGAAAUGCCGCUCAGCAAGGAAGAAGCCACUGCUCUAAAACCGCUAUAAAAAAGCCAGACUACGGUUUGCAACUGCACAUGGGGACAAAGAUCGUACUUUUUGGAGA